Gadus macrocephalus (Pacific cod) is the source of this 2342-nucleotide messenger RNA. It is a transcript of the gene plac8l1, whose product is annotated as PLAC8 like 1. The coding region runs from base 114 to 638 and encodes 174 amino acids. The transcript is spliced from 4 exons. The record is from RefSeq and is a predicted model, not a curated record. NCBI's taxonomy places the organism in Eukaryota, Metazoa, Chordata, Actinopteri, Gadiformes, Gadidae.
GUGGAGAGACCAACAAAAACAAAACAAAAAAAACGCUCACAGGCAAACACACAUUUUAAAUGACAUUCUAACACAUACAGAUAAGCCCCUGGCAGGGGGACGAGCUUCCAGUCAUGGACCAGAGGACUGUCAUACAGACAGCAGACCAUCUCCCCAUCAAAGACAGAGGCGCGAGCGGGGAGGACUAUGAGUGGUGCUGCGCCGCACGCGGCCAAGGUAAUUGGCACUCGGGGCAGGUGUCCAUGGCGAUGGAACCCGUGCUCACUCAGCCUGGGCUCGGCGUCACCACGACAACCGUGACCACCAUCACACAGACAGGCGGCGACUGGAGCACUGGACUUUUUGACAUUUCUGGAGAUGGGACCACAUGUGUGCUGGGGGCCGCAGCCCCCUGCUGUCUGGGCAUGAGCGUGGCCCACCAGUACGGGGAGACCCUCUGCCUCCCAAUGCUGCCUGGGUCCGCCCUCGCUCUGCGCGUGGGGAUCCGGGAGAGAUACAAGAUACGGGGAAGCAUCUGUGAUGACUGGGUCACGGUCUGCUGCUGUUACCCUCUGGCCGUCUCUCAGAUGAUUCGGGAGAUGAGGAGGAGGAUGAAGAGGCAGACAUACCAAGUGUCAACCACCCUGCAGUGCUCCUAAGGCUGUUUGACACCAAACCAAGCCUGACUGUUCAGGAAAGGACCAAUCUCUGGGUGCAGGGCUAUGCUACAGCAUUCCACAGAUGUCUUGGUCAUUUAUUUGAAUUAAUAUGUUCAAAUCUUUAUUUUUAAACGUAAAAUAUUCAAACAGCCUUUUUGAAGAUACCAUGUAAAACCCAAUCAGAGUAUGUCAUAUAUAUAUACCAUUAAUCCAAACUAGAUUGCUCUUGACUUGAGACAAACCUGUUUUAUGACUUCAAAUAAUCCAGUUGACCUCAAUAAGUAUAGAUAGUACAUUAUAUUCAAGAAUGAAGAGUUUAGUUUUUUUGGAUGCAGAUUUUUUGGUUUAUUUUCAUCUGCUUUCUCAUGUCUCCUUAGAGAUAAAGCUAUUUCUAUCCACUUUUCGGAUCUCGCAUGUGGAAAUGUUGACAGUUUCCAUCAACAAUAUCUCACUAGAACCAGAAACGACCCAAGACCAAGUCCCUCUAUUAUGCAUGUAUAUUUCAGCCAUUCAUCAGCACUCAUCUAUAUUCAUUGUUAUCUGGCAUCUCAAAUCCACAAGUUGGUUCCUCUGUGUGUAACAUUAUUUCACACAUAUGUGCUGUGUGUCACUAAUAACCCUGUAGCAGCUGCUUCUCCCAUUUGAUUCAGAAACAUGCCACUGAAGAGCAAGUAGACCUGCUUAGGGAUUGUAAUGGGAAAAUGAUGUGUUCAUAAUGCUUCUGUUUCUGUAACUGCCAUUUGUUGAUGAUGCCUUUUCGCUGACAUCCUAUGAGUGGUCAAAGGAUCCAACUGAGAAGUCACCACUAUGAGACCCCUCAUUAUAAUUUUCAAUGAUCAAAUCAAAUAAUGUUUACCUAAGGACAGAGUUUCCUGUAGUCUCAUCAAGGAAAAUAAUACAUAAGUGGGUCUCUGCUCCCCCGUGCCCGGUAUACCCCAGGCACAAAGGUUAACGUUAAGGAACAAGUAGAGUGGCUAGACAAUUCAAGGAAUAGGAGACAGAGCUUACAUGAUCAAGGGGAAACAACAUGAUAGAUUUUUCAUGAUGUGUUGAGCAGAGCUGAUCUCAGCAUUUCUAAAGACUUGUGCCACAGUAUAAGAAGUUCUUGCAUUAGAUUUUGCGUUGGACUUCAGCUGGAUUUCCCAUCCGUUGGAUCAUUGUUUGUCAUGUUUUAUUGUUUGAUGUAUGAUUGUUUGUAUGUUAUUGUACAGUUAUAACCCAAAUAUAUGACCAUAAUUGUUAUAAGUUCGUAUGACUCCUUAUUCUACCCAGUUUGGUCAGUUAAUGAUUGACGUGGCCCGGGAAUUCUAACCACAGGAUGCCUACCGGUAAGGCUUUUGACAUUGGGAAUCAAACCCAGUACCUUUUCAGCUGAGACUGGUACAGCCUAGCCCCGUGACAUUUCUAGCCCCAGGUGUAUUUUAUUACAGGAGGGGAUUCUGGAACAAUCCUUACAGACAACACACCUUGAUGAUAAACCUGCUUUGCAUAUUUCUCUUAUUCCGUGUAUUGCUCUGUUUACAGCGUGCCCCCAGGGGAAGCCAAUAAUAGUGAUCCUUUCCCCUGCCCGUGUCCAGCCAAUCACAUUGUUAAUCCAAUACCUUUGCCCUUCCCUUCUUCUCAAAUGCCAUGCUGCAAGGCAUUUGGUCGCAGAUUUAAAACCUGUAUUAAAACACCAAGUUGCUUCAAAGGCCAAACAUGUAA